This is a messenger RNA of Branchiostoma belcheri (Belcher's lancelet), 786 nucleotides long. RefSeq names its product TRPM8 channel-associated factor 1-like. The transcript is spliced from 4 exons. NCBI's taxonomy places the organism in Eukaryota, Metazoa, Chordata, Leptocardii, Amphioxiformes, Branchiostomatidae. The record is from RefSeq and is a predicted model, not a curated record. The coding region runs from base 76 to 555 and encodes 159 amino acids.
GCGGUGCCAGUGUCUUGAACAUGUCGCUGUUGAAGACAAAAGGUAACUGGUCUCUUCCACGAGUUGGGCCACAACAUGCAGCGAGAUGCCUGGACUUUCGAAGGAACCACUGAGGUCACCUGUAAUAUCUUCACCCUCCACGCCAUGCAUACCAUUGUUGGUAUAGACCCCUGGCAUCACCCCUGGUUACGGGGUCAGUGGAAAAACAUUCGUCAGUACCUGAAGAAACCAAGCUACUCUGCUUGGAAAGAGAAUCCAGGAGUAGGUCUUGGUGUCUAUGCUCAACUGGUGCAUCACUUUGGCUGGGAACCAUAUAAAAAGGUGUUCAGAGAGUAUGAGAGAGACGAGAAUCCUCCUUCUGACAACCAAGACAAGAUCGACAGGUGGGUUGUCAGGUUUUCCAAGAUGGUUCAGCAGAAUCUGGUUCCACUUUUUGAGUUCUGGAGUCUGCCUGUUACAGACUCAGCCAAGAAUGAAGUCUCAGAACUUCCCAGGUUUCUUCCUGAAGAUGACAUCACGACCAUGCGCCAGGAUGCUAAAGGGUGUACUGUGUGAAACAAUUAUGGAGGAAAAAUAGUAAUACCUCAGUGUCUACAAAGAGACAGCAAUGCUUCUAGAUGCUCAGAAAAGACAGGGAUAGCAUUUGAUGAUUUCUUUUGGGGGGGAAACCAUUAUCAGAGGACUUUUUAAAGAGUGUUGAAAUUAGAAUUGCACUUUUAAAUCAUUAUAAUAAUUACUUUGUAUUACUUGAUAGAUCAACCUGCUUGUUGAUUAAUUUUCAUAUGA